CUACUGAGUUUUGAAACACACCUAUCAAAACCAAAAAAAAUAAAUCAAAAUGUAUAGAUCCGCGAGCUGGAACCGAGUGCCAGAAGACUACUCAUCCGCACCGCCUAAGGGAUUGUGGAUGGGCUCAGUGAUCGGUCCCCUUGACGAGAACGAACUACCUUCCUACAAUAAUCCACCAGAGGAGAUGGUUAAGAAGGAGAAGUCACGUGCCAAAUUCGCAGAAAACGCUAUUCACAUCAUACCUUUUGUUCUCCUUGCAUGCGCUCUCGUACUUUGGCUCUUCUCAAAUCCAGAUGUGGAUGUUGGGAUGAGAGAAGAAUCUAUUGCAGCUAAGAUUGAAGGAUUGACAAUCGAAGGAGACAUCGACAACGACAGUGAUGGAACUCAGACCGGUUUCUUGGGUGCAACCUUAGAACUCGGAGAUCCUGACAAACCAAACCUCACAGAUAGGACCAGACGAGCUUCAAGGAAAUUGAUCAAAGGUUUUUACUAGUUAACCAAACCAUUUUCUUUUUCUUUUUCCCAAUGAAUGUUGAUUUUAAUC
Molecule: messenger RNA, 544 nt
Organism: Arabidopsis arenosa
Lineage: Eukaryota; Viridiplantae; Streptophyta; Magnoliopsida; Brassicales; Brassicaceae
Source: the annotation of a GenBank genome assembly